Molecule: messenger RNA, 1247 nt
Organism: Eubalaena glacialis (North Atlantic right whale)
Lineage: Eukaryota; Metazoa; Chordata; Mammalia; Artiodactyla; Balaenidae
Gene: AURKB
Product: aurora kinase B
Exons: 9
Coding region: 1-1083 (360 amino acids)
Biological process (GO): mitotic spindle organization; regulation of cytokinesis; protein phosphorylation
Cellular component (GO): spindle midzone; spindle microtubule; spindle pole centrosome
Molecular function (GO): protein kinase activity; ATP binding
Source: RefSeq, a predicted model, not a curated record
AUGGGCGGCGUGCUCAGCCAAUGGGGCCAGGGCGGGAGAUUUGAAAGGACCUCUGCGUGGGGGCGGCCGGGCAGGUUCAGUUGUUUCCCAGCGGCCAGGGAGGUGGCUGUGCCGCCGGCUCCAGUUCCCUCCCCCUUCCCUUCUAAGGAUGGCCCAGAAGGAGAACGCCUACCCCUGGCCCUACGGCAGGCAGACGCUGUCCCUCUCCAGAAGGUGGUGGAGAACAACAGUGGGACCCCCAACUUCUCAAUAAGGCGUUCCUUCACAAUCGACGACUUUGAGAUUGGGCGUCCUCUGGGCAAAGGCAAGUUUGGAAAUGUGUACUUGGCUCGGGAGAAGAAAAGCCGUUUCAUCGUGGCGCUCAAAGUCCUCUUCAAGUCUCAGAUAGAGAAGGAGGGUGUGGAGCACCAGCUGCGCAGGGAGAUCGAGAUCCAGGCCCAUCUGCAGCAUCCCAACAUCUUGCGUCUGUACAACUAUUUCUAUGACCGGCGAAGGAUCUACUUGAUUCUGGAGUAUGCCCCCCGGGGGGAGCUCUACAAGGAGCUGCAGAAGAGCCGCACUUUUGACGAGCAGCGAACAGCCACGAUUAUGGAGGAGCUGGCAGAUGCUCUGAUAUACUGCCACGGGAAGAAGGUGAUUCACAGAGACAUAAAGCCAGAGAAUCUGCUCUUGGGGCUCCAGGGAGAGCUGAAGAUUGCCGACUUCGGCUGGUCUGUGCACGCCCCCUCCCUGAGGAGGAAGACAAUGUGUGGCACCCUGGACUACCUGCCCCCAGAGAUGAUUGAGGGGCGCACGCACAACGAGAAGGUGGACCUGUGGUGCAUCGGCGUGCUCUGCUACGAGCUGCUUGUGGGAAACCCCCCCUUCGAGAGUGCUUCCCACAACGAGACGUAUCGGCGCAUCGUCAAGGUGGACCUGAAGUUCCCCCCUUCCAUGCCUGCGGGAGCCCAGGACCUUAUCUCCAAGCUGCUCAAGCAUAACCCCUCAGAACGCCUGCCGCUGGCUCAGGUCUCAGCCCACCCUUGGGUCCGGGCCCACUCCCGGAGGGUGCUGCCCCCCUCUGCCCUUCAGUCUGUCCCCUGAACUGUCCCUGUCAUUUUCUCAGUUGUGUCUGUAUGUCUGUAUGUGUGUAGUUAGGAGAAGGGGUCCCUGGCCUGUUCCCGCAUCUGUCUUCUACCUCCUCUUUAUUUAAUAAAGGCCGAAGUUUUUGUACUGAUGAGUGUAGAUGUUUAUGGGUGGAAAUUGCU